GACCGACAUAUCCAAGAGCCAAUCGGAUCUUAGCAGCCAAACGACGUUAGGUUGUCGUAAUGUAACCUACCUGAGCCAUUUAGAUUGCUUGAGGAGUUUGACCGCAAGGCAACGUACGAACACGCACUUCCGAAGUUCAACCGGGUUUAAUCAGUUUACUUAAGUUAUGACUCUUACAACACAACAAUAUAUUGAGUCACUUGAAUCGUGAUUUUCUAUUUGACCAAGACAUUUUGGACAUAACGCUAAGUUUAUUAACUUACAGCGCAACAUUGAUAUGGAGGAGUCCAGUUAUUUGUAUGACGUGCUCGAGGCGAAUGGCUCCCCUUCCUGGGACGACCAGAACCACCAGUGUCUGGACGAGCUGGACAAUGUGGAGUGUCUCAGAAGGAAGAUCAAAUUUUACUUUAUGAACCCUUGUGAGAAGUACCACGCCCGUGGCCGAAAACCAUGGAAACUCCUACUGCAAAUCAUCAAAAUAGCCAUCAUUACUAUCCAGUUAGUAUCUUUUGGGCUGAGCAACCAGAUGGUUGUCAGGUUCAAGGAGGAGAAUCUGAUGACUUUCAAGCACCUUUUCUUGAAAGAUUACGUCAAUGGAGGCACGGAUGUGAAUGCUGUUUACAGACAGGCUGAUGUUUACGAUCACAUCGAUUACGUCCUUGAACAGUACGGACAUCUGCACAACAUCACAGUAGGCAAUCACGAAUAUGAGAAAAAUGGUACUUUCUACAACCCUGUGACAGUGUGUCAGGAAUUCUAUCGAAACGGCACCAUCUACCCGGGCAAUGAGACCUUUGAAAUUGAUGUCCAAGUACAAACUGAUUGCGUUAACGUUUACCCGAUGCAUCAUCCGUCAUCGGGGGAAGCGCUUCCAAAUCUUCAAUUGCAUUUCAAAAGAAUGCUCACGGUCAAGAUCACGUUUGUUCUUAAGGCCAUCAAUUUACAGACGGUGAGACAUCGAGAACUGCCCGACUGCUACGACUUUACUGUUGUUAUAACUUUUGACAACCGAGCGCACAGCGGCAGGAUAACGGUCGACCUGGAGAGCGACGUAGACAUCAAUGAAUGCAGAGACUGGAAAGUAACUGGAGCGUCUGCUAGAAACGUAUACCUGACUGUGCUGUUUGACUGCUUCAUCAUUAUAACGUGCAUCAGCUCCUUUGCCCUCUGCACACGCUCCGUGGUCAACGGGAUUCGACUGCAGUUCGAGUACACACUCUACAGCAGAAACCAAGUACCAUGGUCAGACAAGUUGGAGUUUCUGAAUGGUUGGUACAUCCUCAUCAUCGUUAGCGACACAUUGACCAUCAGUGGCUCCGUUCUCAAGAUGGAGAUCCAGACAAAGGUCCUCACUAGUUACGAUGUCUGCAGCAUCUUGCUUGGGACCGGUACCAUGUUUGUCUGGAUCGGGGUCAUCCGCUACAUGGGCUACUUUAGGAAGUAUAACAUUCUCAUACUGACGCUACGGGCCGCUUUCCCAAAUGUAAUCCGCUUCAUCUGCUGUGCGGGAAUAAUCUACCUGAGUUACUGCUUUUGCGGCUGGGUCGUCCUCGGCCCGUACCAUGAGAAGUUUCGUACCUUGAACACCGUGUCGGAGUGUCUGUUCUCCCUGAUCAACGGAGACGACAUGUACCCCACCUUUAAGGACAUGAAGCAGAAGAGCAGCCUGGUGUGGAUCUUCAGCAGGGUCUACCUCUAUUCCUUCGUAUCGCUCUUUAUCUACAUGGUCCUCAGCCUUUUCAUCACGAUCAUCACAGACACCUAUGACACCAUUAAGCAGCAGCAGCAGAGUGGAACCCUGACAUCAGAUCUGCAAAAAUUCAUGUCAGGGUGUACAGACCCACCGAAUUCUGGGAUGUACAGACUUGACGAGAACAAAGGCCUCUUGAACUGCUGCCUUGGCAGGUGCAGGAAAAGGCUGACUUCGGAGGCAUAGCAGGUGUUUCAUAUGGGUAUUAAAAAAGGGAUACAGUUACAAUUAUAGUAACAGUAUAUAGCCUGUUAAAUAUUCGAUGGGAGCCUUAGAAAUGCAUUAUGCC
Molecule: messenger RNA, 2039 nt
Organism: Pungitius pungitius (ninespine stickleback)
Lineage: Eukaryota; Metazoa; Chordata; Actinopteri; Perciformes; Gasterosteidae
Gene: mcoln3b
Product: mucolipin TRP cation channel 3b
Exons: 14
Coding region: 278-1936 (552 amino acids)
Cellular component (GO): plasma membrane; lysosomal membrane
Molecular function (GO): NAADP-sensitive calcium-release channel activity
Source: RefSeq, a predicted model, not a curated record